GAUUUGUGUUGACACUUGAGAGCCGAGACAGCCUACGGGAAAUACACAGGCCUUCCUACGUUACAUUUCCACCUUGCAAAGAUAAGGAGAAACGUCUAAUCCUUUCCUUUAACACCGGGAGAUGUUCAUGACCGUGCAGGGACUGCGCGACGGGGCUACACGGAGUCGAGGCGAAGCGGACGUUUUCGCAGGUUGAUGAACCUAUUUCGGCACUGAGGAGGGGAGCCAACACAAGUCAAUACAUGGUGUUAGUCUGUAUAGGCAGUUAGGCAGGUUUAUAUUAAAAGGAAUGAUAGGCGGUGCAAUCUAAUUCCUGGAACUAUAGACCUCCGGCCAGAAUGACAUACCCUACGUUUGCAGGCUAGAGUUUAUUCGCUGAAGUUAACGCUCAGACUUGGGCUGCGAACAGCGUGUAGGAAGCUAGUGUGCCAGUAAAAACACCGUCCGUCUUGCACAUUUGACAGAUAACCAAUCAAAGCUGUUAUUCAAAUCGGUCCCCUUAUGUCAGUGACCUAUAUCUCAUGCAUGUGCGCGAAGAGCCCACAGUAACCGCUCCACCAGACCAGACAGCAUGGGGACCAAUGGGCUAGACAAUCAAGCGGAACCGUCCGGCGGAGAGUCCCGGACGGAGCAGCCGGCUCCAGGUCCUCAGGUGGAGCAGAUGGAUGCACCUCAAGAACCAGACAGGAGAAAGGAUAAUCAUGUGGACGGUAGCGAGGGUAACAUUGUGAAGGAAGACAGCAAUAUGCAGCUGAUCGAGACCGGGUGCAAGCUACCGUCCACCCCAGGGUCGGACUCCGAAACGGGGGUGCAGAUAGAGAAGCCCGAUCACGGAGCCGGGUUCGACCCACCCGAAGGUGGUUUCGGCUGGCUGGUGGUUUUGGCUGCAACCUGGUGCAACGGGUCGAUCUUCGGGAUUCAAAACUCUUUCGGUAUCCUGCACACGAUGCUGGUGAAGGAGCACACAGGCCCCGACGACCAAACGUCCCAGUUCAAAGUGGCCUGGGUUGGGGCCCUAGCCAUGGGCAUGAUCUUCUUCUGUUCACCUGUGGUCAGCAUGUUCACAGACCACUUUGGCUGUAGGAAGACGGCUGUCAGUGGGGCAGCACUGGCUUUUAUAGGGCUGCUCAGUACAGCGUUUGCAAAUUCCUUGAUCCUUCGCUACUUCACAUAUGGCAUAUUGUUCGGCUGUGGCUCCUCCUUCGCCUUCCAGCCCUCAUUGGUCAUCCUUGGUCACUACUUCCGCCAGCGACUGGGUCUGGCCAACGGUGUGGUGACGGCUGGUGCCAGCCUCUUCUCUAUGGGCCUCCCGGUGUUCCUCAAAGAGGUGGUGGAACCUCUGGGCCUCAGCAGAGCGUUCCAGAUCCUCAGUCUCUUCAUGCUGGUACAGGCCUUGCUGGCACUAACGUUCAAGCCUUUGCUCCCUGCUGGGGGAGGCAUGGGCCCACCAGGCAUUGACCCCAACCCUGCUGAAUCCCAAACUCAAGCUACUGUUCAGGGUGGGAGCAGGUCAAGCAGGGCGAUAACCACCAUCAGGAAGUACUUCAACCUGCGUGUGUUUCACAUCAUCACAUACCGGGUGUGGGCAUUUGGAGUAGCUACAGCUGUGUUAGGCUACUUUGUGCCAUAUAUCCAUUUGAUGUAUUUUGUAAAGGAGCAGUUCAAGGAGACUGAAAAGGAGUGGGUAUUCCUUGUUUGCAUAGGAGCUUCAUCAGGGGUGGGGCGCCUCACUUUUGGCAAGAUUGGGGACCUCAUUCCUGGUCUACAGAAAGUCUACAUGCAGGUGGUGUCCUUCAUGGCUCUUGGCCUGAUGUCCAUGAUGAUUCCUCAGUGCUCCGUGUUCGAGGGGCUGGUGGUUGUGUGUGUGUUUCUGGGUCUGUGUGAUGGAUGCUUCCUCACCAUGAUGGCUCCCAUAGCUUUUGAGCUUGUUGGGCCCAUGCAGGCCUCGCAGGCCAUAGGUUACCUUCUGGGCCUCAUGGCUAUCCCUAUGACCGCAGGUCCACCCAUCGCUGGUCUCCUACAUGGUUAUUUUGGGAAUUACACUGUGGCCUUCUCCCUGGCUGGGGUGCCUCCGAUGGUGGGGGGUGUGGUGCUGUUCUUUGUGCCCCUGAUCCACCGCAGGCUCCAGCGAGGCCAGGCAUCACCAGAGGAGACGUCCACGACUGCCCACAUGUUGCCCAGUGCCCCACCGGCUGAGGAACCCAAGAGCUGCUCCAAUGGGGACAUCCUGCCCGGCUAUACUGAUGUGGAGACACACAUCUGAUCAGAUCUCACAAAGGGAUUCAGCCCACCAGCACCUUUUCUCAUCCAUAGAUUGCCCUCCACCCAACCAGAAGUCUCAACUAUGGACUUCCUGUUGACUGAUCUUUAACCUGCCACCAUCCAAGACCCCCUCCCCCUUGGCUGUUUUCUUUUUUUUUUCAUGUGAAGAGAGGUGGAAUAGGGCGCUCUCGCUACAAGCCACGAAGUGGAUGAAAAGAAGGCACAUCAGCUUUGGAGGUGGAUAAAAGUGGAUAAGCACAACAUAGUCUCAGCUAGUAGUAACACAUACCUCUAAGAGGAAGUAAACGAAGACUAAAAAAGCAGUAGUUUCUGAUUUUAUAGCAUUUAAUUGUGCUACCUUAGCUUUUGAAGCUGUAAAAAAAUACUGUUUUGUUUUUAGAUUCUACUUCUGAGAUGAAGAGGCAUAUAUAAAAUUACUAGCGAAGGGAUAAAGUCAAAAUGUCUUUAUGUCGUACCUCAGACAUCUGAUUUUUUUUAACACAAUGUGUUUUAUUUAGUUCGUGUAACUAAAACAGUUAAAUUUCAAAUGAUUUGCAGCUUUGCUGUAUUCAGCUCUGCGCUUCUGCCUGUGUUUUCUGCUGUGACAGCUACAUGAGAAGCAUGCGUAUUUGUUGUACACGUCACAGAGGGUAGCAGAUAUUUCUACUAGUAGAUGAGCCAGCAGACACAAACCACCUCAACUCAGCUGCAUGCGAGUUUUAGACCCUGGCUGCACUUUCUGUUCACACCCAGGGUCUAAAACUUCAGCAAAAUUUCGUCACCAGUCUGCGUCCAAGGAGGACGUGUGUGUAAUGGUGGCAGCUGUUGAUUCCACUGAUUCAUAUGCAAUGAACCUUAGUGUGUUAGACCUGUUACCAUUUUUCAAGGUUACGUCAGUGACACCGCACCACAGUUAAUAGAGGGAUUUCUCAUGAAUCUGUAAAGCAUUCAUGUUUUUUCCUAUCAUCAAAUUCCACAGUUUUUUAUCAGCCUAGCAAUUUUUUAGCAGGGUGCUACACAAAUCUGAAUUAACUGUGUUUGAUACAGCUUUGAACAGUUUUGUGCUUUGUAGGUGUGGAAAUAGUUGGAGACAAGCAGUUGUUAUGGGAACUUAAUGGCUGUGAACAACGUAGACUUUGUCCAACUUCUUUGCAAAAGUGUGUGUGUGCGUGCGUGCGUGCGUGUGUGUGUGCGCGGCUGCAUGCUUGUCUAGUAAUCUUACAUUGAGUUUUAGACCAUUGGGUGAGGACAUUUUGGCAAGCCCUCAUGUUCUGACGUCCCUGUGGCCUGUUCAAAGGUUAAGACGUGGUCUAAGGAUUGUUUAGAAGCAGGUUAUGGUUGGGGUGUUAGUUGGGAUGGUUAGGAUUAAGGUUAGGGAUGAUGAAUUUCCUCAUAAAGAUAGCCAUCCAACAUGUGCGUGUGUGUACACGUGUGAAUUUGCAUUUAAUACUAGAAGCAUUUAUUUAAUGUGAAACUAAGAUAAGUCUGUUGACAAGAGGGAACUACAGAGAUGAAAAUCCCUCAUCAGGCCAUCUCACAGAUAAUCUAGCCAGUUUGCUGCUUUGGCCAUUAUGAGGGCAUCACUCACUGCUUUGGCAGAAAUGGAGAAAAUAAAAAAGUUGCAAUCUUGCUGAGAUACACUGUUCCCUCGGGAGGACAAUCUGCAGUUGCUGUUAUGUCUCAUAAACAUUUGGACCACUUACCUCCGCGCUCUUAGAUUGCAAGUUCUCCUAAACAAUGAACUUCAGCAAACAGAUGUGAAGCAGAGCUGCAAUAAUCAACUGUUUGAGUUAUACAGUACUCUGUGGUUCUAUGCAUAACUGAAUUGCAAAGGGGGAAACUGGCAAAGGUCAGUGCCGUGGCAUUCAGCUGGUAUUUCUUUCUGUCGGUCUCCCUCUUUGCUUUCACUGCCAUUACUCAGUCUGCUUCUUCUUGACAACAGAUCAGAGCAUAAAAGCUACACAAACCUCACUGCUGAGUGCAGUUUUUCUACAAGCGUUGCUUUUGGACAAACAGUUCUUGAUUGGAAACAUACACCUGUACCUCAGUAAUCAAACAAUCCUCAGCAAUCCAGUCGAACACUUUGACAUUAUCCAUUACUUUAUAAUGUUGCUGUUCUGCGUUAAGAUUUUUUUUUUCUUUCAGUCUGAGAGCCACAAAGCUGCCAAAUGUCUUUUGUCAAACAGUCUCCUCCAAAACCUCACGAGUGUCUGUUUAGGUACCACAGAAGAGUUGGUGCGUAAUCAGUUUUAUUCUUCGUCCUUGUUUGGCCUUUGGAUCCUUUUCCUCUGUUGUUUUCAGUCCUCACCAUUCCCGCUCUUCCUGCACAUUCACUGAUUGUUGUCACCGAAGUUUCUCUUCAUAAAAUUGUCUGCAACUGAAGAACUGCUGUUAUUUAAGCAUCCAGAUAUCCUUAACUAAACAAGAUGGGAUACAAGAGCAUAAACAGUGCAUAUAAUGAUAUGCACGUGCUGGAAAGCAAAAUCAGAGGUCUCUAGUUUGGUGGCGUUAGAUUUUACUGGCAGCGUAAACUGUUGUUAACAUAAUUUGCAGCUGCUGCUGGCCAACAAAAAAAGAUUGUAGUAAUUAUUAAAAAAGUAUGGGUUUGUACCAGUCAUAUAAACUAACACUUUAAACAUAAUAAUAUUUCAGAUGAUUGAGUGUGAAUCAGCCUCCAAGCAAAAGUCCUUUAUUUAACCAAAAUUGUUACAGAUUUUAUAAUUAUUAUCAAUGAUUUCAGGAGAUGCUUGCAGAAGUGCAAAUUCAGUAUGCUGUAGUAGCCUUGAGAGUUGAUUUAUAUUAAUGUGAUGUGCAUCCACCCAUAUGCAAACAUAAUAUUUUAACUGAAGCAAUUUAAAGAGGCAGCCUUUAAUAAAUAAACUAAUAUCCUGUUUCUGUACAACGCCAGUUCUACUGCUGCUCAGACUAGGGGCCUGUGUCAUUCAAAUCCCACAUAUUGGUUUAAAAAUAAAAAGAUAAAAGUGAGUUAAAAGUAAUGUCGUAAGAUUAUGUCCUUUUGGGUGACCCCAGUUGUAAAAGGCCAUUUGGUUAUGCACAGAUUCUAUCCAUCCAAACAAAAUGUAACAGAUGUAUUUUUUUUUUGUUUUGUUUUUUUAGCAUCUCAUUGACUGUGAACAUAUAUUUUUGACUUAUUUUAUGUUGAGUAUGUUGGCACCUUGUUAGUGUUUUCCAAAACACAUUUUUUGAAGAAGAAAGUGAGACAAUUUAGUCACAGCAGAAACUUAAUUUUGAAAACAGAUCUGCCUUACAUUAACCUAAAUCUGGUAGCCUGGCUGUACACCUGACCAAAAUAUGGUUCCAGAUUCGAGAGAAGAAUUAAAACCAUAAAAUUUUCAAAUAUUAGUGCUGCUCUUCUACUGAUUACUUCUCAGUUUUUUCACAGCGUCAUCCAGUUUCUGGUCAGAACCAGCUGAAUGCUUCUCAUUUUGUAACCUACUGUAGAUUAAGAUGCAGAAAAACAACAUAUAUUAAUAUCAUUUGUAAUGUUAUUUUAAUUAAUCAUAAUUUUUGUGAUACUACUGGAAAGAGAACUGUUGAGUUAGUCUAUUUGUCCAGAUCUGAAAUAAUAUAUAACGGCGAAGGAGCUGAAUGAAUGAAGAAUGAGACACAUGAGGACAUGUGUAUGGUUGCACUGUGUCUGCUAAAACUAGUUUGGCUUGGCAAAGCCUUUUCAUCUAUGCAGCAUUACGGGAUUCACGGUCCACUUCCUGAAGCCACAUUAAUUUCAUUCUGAUCAUGUCAGACUGUAAUGACGAAUGUUCGCUUGGACUACAAGUUGCAUUUGUCUCUGUAGCACUCAAAUCUGUAGCCUGCAGUAGUUCAGGAACAGCUAAACCUACAGUAGAGCCCCUUUUAUUGUACCUAAACUGAGUAUGUACUACUAACACUACUGCUUGUUUCAAUUAAUUUUUUUUUUAUAUUUUGUAAUAUUAGAAAGUUUUGAGAUGUUUUCGGAGGUUGUAGCUUCAAAGAGGCACAUUAAACGCUGACUUACACAUGAACAGGCAAUGCUACUGUAGCACGAGCCUCUGUGUGUUUUAUUGUUUGUUUCUUUCAAAAACCGUCAAAAACAGGUCCGAUAAACUAAAGGUGUUUUUGCUAAAUGCAUCACAUUUACUUGUGUUUUUUUGUUACAUUUUUAAAUAACAGAUCAACUUCUUUCACCAUUUGCUUGAUUUUACUGCCAGUAUUUGGUCAUUUGCGAGAAAACAGAACCGGGCCUCUUGUCUUGUUAGGCUUUCCCCUGACUUGAAGUCAGUCCAACUAUUGCAGUAUCCAGCCUUGUUAUUCUGUGCAAUGUGUCAUUUCUCAGUCGCUCUUACUGUGUAACUCUGCUUUCUGUUUAACAUCUGUGUUAAAGUGUAGCUGAGGGUCUCUAUAUUAUAAGCUGAGCCAUGAUUUUCAGAUUGUUAUGGACCACUUCCAGCAAGAACACAGUUUCAGGAUUUUUUUCCUUAGUUUCUUUCUGUCACAUCUGAAUAAUAUAUAGACCAUUCCAUGUUCCAUAUGCUGUAUUCAUGUAUUUUUUAUUUUCUUGAGUGUAGGCAUCAUGUUUUCACAUCUAUAAAUAUUGCUUUUAAUGUUUUGCUAGUGAAACACUCAGUGGUCAAAGGUUUUUUAGCACUCUCCCCAUUUUCCAUGUACUUAUUGAGUUUUAAGCAGUUCAUGUCCAGAGAACGACCUUAAAUGGAACAGAGGUAAACAGUAAACUGCUACAAAAACUGAAGUAAGAAAAUCAUUUACUGUAGCAAUGCAGUGAAACUAAGCCUUGAAAGUAGAUGCAAACAAUUGGUGCAGGGGCAGCCAAACUUCUGUGCAUUAGUCACAAACCUUCUGUGGCGGUGCUGUGACAAGCUGUGCUACGACUCCCUCUGAUGCGUUUAGACUGUACAGCAGGAGUGCUGAGAAACAGUGAAGUCGCUAAUCAAGAGAGGGAUUUAUUCUAACUCAGUGACCCAAGUGUUAGAAGGAACUAGAGGGCCAGCUUCAUAUAAUCGAAGAAGAGCACAGUCUUCAGGCUUAAACCCCAUCAAUCCAGUUUGGGAUGAACUGAAAGCAAAUUGUUCUGUUUUGAUAUUACGCUGUGAAAUGCAGUUACUGGAAAAGUGGAGGUGUGCUGAAACUCUUGACUGACUCUGUACAUUGUCUGUAUGGUUCUGCGGUGAUGCUCAGCUGAGACCUCCUCACAGUCUUACAUAUUAAAGUGUGAGUCAUGUUUCAGUACAGGGCUCUGCUAAACCUUCCUUCUCUAACCUCCAGUAAGGUUGCUGCAGUUAAACCUUUGUUGCCUCUCUUCACUUCUUAAAGCUGCCAGCUUCUGUCCUCCUGUCCCACCCAAGCUGUACCUUUAUUUUUAAUAUAUAUAAAAAUAUAUUUCAGUUUUAGUCAUUUUACAAAAUGAUCAAACAAGGCCAGUGACAUCACACGAUCUGAGAUUAAGUCAUGCUGCUAGAAAAAUUUAUGUAAUUUUUGUGUUUUUUUUUUUGUUAUUAUUUUGAAUCUGUAUUAAAAGAGGCACAUUUUUUUUCUAUUAAACCAAUAAUAAAGAUGUAAUAUUCCAACUCAUGCUGUUACUU
Molecule: messenger RNA, 7859 nt
Organism: Archocentrus centrarchus (flier cichlid)
Lineage: Eukaryota; Metazoa; Chordata; Actinopteri; Cichliformes; Cichlidae
Gene: slc16a2
Product: solute carrier family 16 member 2
Exons: 7
Coding region: 572-2263 (563 amino acids)
Biological process (GO): transmembrane transport
Molecular function (GO): thyroid hormone transmembrane transporter activity
Source: RefSeq, a predicted model, not a curated record